Molecule: messenger RNA, 4739 nt
Organism: Diceros bicornis minor
Lineage: Eukaryota; Metazoa; Chordata; Mammalia; Perissodactyla; Rhinocerotidae
Gene: TLCD4
Product: TLC domain containing 4
Exons: 7
Coding region: 669-1460 (263 amino acids)
Biological process (GO): lipid homeostasis
Cellular component (GO): membrane; endoplasmic reticulum
Source: RefSeq, a predicted model, not a curated record
CCAAGUGACCUUGCUUCGUGAUGCCAUUUCAGAUCAUGUUCCUCAGUGCUAGCCAGGGUGUCAUGCCUUGGCCCUGCUCAGUGAAAGGUCAUGAGGGUGAGUUGUAAGUUCAUGGGUUUAAUCCAGGAAUAGCUUUAAGAAGACCUAAAGUGAUACGUGACCAUUGAAAACAGCAAUCUGAUAUUGUUCCUGGACAAUUUUUUCUACAAGGUAGUACAGAAUAUAUAAUUUUAGUGGAAUUUCUGUGGGUAGAACCCAUUUGCCUAAGAAUACUAGGCUUGCAACUUACAAAGAAAGAAGCGAGGAUGUUUUAGAUGGUGUUAAUGUAUUAGAACUAUAACAAUGACUAAACAAAAUGUUUUUUUAAAAAGAAAAAGAACAAAACUCUGUACUUUGUCCUUGCAGGAAGGAUGGUAUUUGUUUACAUUGAUCAACUCCACAAGUUAGAAAGGAUGAGAACCACCAUGCCAAGAAGUCUUAAGAGCGUGUCCAAGCUUAAAAUGAUUAAUAGGUUGUAGGGUGUGAGAGUGUUAGCAGGAUUUAGAGAUCUACAUGUUGGGGCAGCUUGAUCCUAUUUCAUAAAGCUGGGAAAAUUUGACUCUCGUGAGCCACCUGGAGCUGAACUUUUAUCACCACACUCACUUAAGUCUUGCCUCAGGUGAAGAAAUAUGGGUACCGACACCAAACUGGUCAUCAGCACGGCUUUUACCAGCUUUUUCACCUUUCAGCUUCUUUUCCACUUUAUAAGUUAUUGGUUUUCAGCAAAAAUUUCUUCAGGUUUUAAUAGUCUCAGCUUCGAAAAGAGGAUUGAAUGGAACUCAAGGGUAGUAUCUACAUGCCAUUCUUUGGUGGUUGGGGUCUUUGGCCUGUACAUUUUCUUGUUUGAUGAGGCUACUAUUGCUGAUCCACUUUGGGGUGAUCCGUCGUUUGUGAAAGUGAAUAUUGCUGUUGCUUCAGGCUACCUCAUUUCUGAUUUGUUGAUUCUCAUUUUGUAUUGGAAAGUGAUUGGUGACAAAUAUUUUAUAAUUCACCAUUGUACAGCGCUGUACGCAUACUACUUUGUACUGAAGGAUGGAGUGCUGGCAUACAUUGGGAAUUUUCGCCUGCUUGCAGAACUUUCCAGCCCUUUUGUGAAUCAGCGGUGGUUCUUUGAAGUUCUGAAGUAUCCUAAGUUCUCCAAGGCUAACGUGAUCAAUGGAAUACUCAUGACGGUGGUGUUCUUCAUCGUGCGCAUCAUCCCCAUCCCUCCUUUGUAUGGCUACAUUUAUUCUGUGUUUGGAACAGAAGCCUACAUGAGGCUUGGAUUUUUAAUCCAAUGUUCCUGGAUCUCUAGUUGUGUUGUUUUGGAUGUGAUGAAUGUCAUGUGGAUGAUCAAAAUCUCAAAGGGGUGCAUCAAAGUCAUCUCUCUCAUCAGACAAGAGAAAGCCAAAGAUAGUCUUCACAAUGGAAAACUUGACUAAAAGUGGGCUGUUGAUAAGCAUACUUCAUUAUUACCCACAUUAUAUCUACUGAUAGAUGAAUUCUUGGCAUGUUCUUGUGCUUCUUUAUUAAUUAUACUUGUUAUCCAGGGUUUCAGUGUCUUUUUGUUUUAACCUUUAGAACAGAAAAACUAAAAGUUAGUUUUUAUCCCAAGAUUUCUUUUCUGAUUUUCUUCUGCAUUAUAAGCAUGGGUAAAAUCUUAAAGGUUUAAAUAAAAAUUUAUAAAUAUAGCGGUGAAUCUUUUCAGAAUCUGUUAACCUGCAUUGGUAUUCUCUGUGAAAAGAUGACUAUGCUUACUUGGUGCACUUGGUUUUGUAUCACCAGUUUUGCUGAAAGAAUGGGAACUGCUUUUAAAUCUGUAUAUAGCUUUCAACAUUUUGCUGUACCACACUCAUUUCUUCCUAUGGCUGUCAAUACCUAUGUAGGGUUUAAUUUCUACAUUGUUGAAAUAUUCUUUUUCUUAGGCUAUUAGAAGUGAUAUAUUUUUCAUUUAGAUAUGCUAUCAUCUAUUAAUGAUGAAGUAUUUUACUUACUUUGGGACAUUUAAUUAGUUCAGACAUGGAAAAUACUUCUUGCAUUUUUAGAUUUUUCAGACAUCAUUUUAUUAUUUCUAUUUUUAGCAUUUUAUCAAAUUGUUGCUUUUUCAUUUUAUGUAAGGCUUAAGACAGAUUUUAUAGAGCUCCUUAAGAGAUGAAUUUCUCCUUUUAAAGAUGCAUGUUAUGAUGACUAUUUAGGCUAAUAGGAGGAAUCAUUAAGAAAAAGCUUUAACAGUGCUGUAUUCAUCUGCUUCCCUUAUACUUUUUCUAUGAAAAAUAUAUUAUUUCUGUUCGCAAAACUUCCCCUGAGUUCAGAACCCAACAUCAUCAGCACCAGAGUCUUUGCAAUAUGUAUUUAUCAUGCUCCUGAGGUAGGCCUCCUCUUGAUGAGACCAAAACUACAAAAAAAAAAAAAAAAAUCAGUAUUCAUAUUUUACUCACAGUUUAUACCCAUGCUUGUUUAGUCAGCAUUUUGAGUGCUUUGAAUUUCUAUCUUUCCUAAAGGACAGGAAAAAAAUAGAUAAUUUAAUCCAAGUAUUCUGAUGAUCAGUAUUAUUGUCUUAUAUGAUGACAAAUGACUGGUGACUAUGGUUUUUUGUUUUUGUGUGUGAGUAUAUGCUUGCUUUUGCUUUGGUUCUUGCAACCCAAAUAUAGAAUUAUAUAGUUAGCUAUUAUUGCCUUUAUUUAUUUUUCUCAAGCACUUGACUUUAUGAUUGUUCUUACCUAAGAAAAAAGAAAUUUAAUUUAACCAAUGGUGAAUACUUGAAUUUGACUGAACUCAAACCGAAAGAUCUAAUCCAUUCAGUUUCUCAGUUUGAAGGAGAAUGUUUGACUCUCUUUCGUUGUUCAUGUUGUGCUGAUGAAGGAAGACUAUCUGGGUGUACCAAAUUUUUCGUUUAAUUUGAUUUCAUUUGAUUUGAUUGUCCAAAGCAGAUAGAGCCUGACACGUUUUAGAAUGUUUAAAGAAGGUCAUUGAAAUCUCAGUCAAUAACUAAGUGAUAAAAUGAGAUUGGCUUAUACUCGGUACACUUAUCUUUGAAAGACGUAAAGCAAUGUAAAAUACAGGUGUUUGUUUUUAAAGCUACUAAUAUUACAUUGAUGAUUUGUUACAAAUUGUAGUGCCUUCCACAUCACAGGCACUUAAACACGUAUUGGUUGUAUAGAGGGGGUAGGAAAGCAUGUGGUUUUAUCUUCUUCCUUGCUUGCUGUUUUGCAAGAAAACCAGCUUUUUAAAAGGAAAACAUUUAUAUUAGGAAACUAUUUUGGAAAUUCAUUCCUUUAGAAAGUAACAAAACAUGAAAUAAAUAUUUUUGACUCUUUGAAUAUUUCUGUAGUUUCUGAACACAGAUUUUAAACCCACCAUCAAAAUGAUAUUAGAAAGCUAUAAUAUUAGUGAGUUUCCAUUUAGCAGUUUCAGUUUUUAUAGUUUCUAUUUCAUGCUUAAAACUUCAUUUUUACUUUCAUUGACAGCACCUUUCCUUAGUGUAGCUGCUCAUUAAAUAAGUACAUUAAAAGUAUCAAUGUUUUGACCUGGUUUGUUAUUCCCUUAGUCAGCAAUUCUUAUUUUAUGCUGGCUGCAUGACAGCUAAUUCAGCAUCCAGAUUCAAUAUCCAAACAUAGAUUCUACGUAUUUACUCAUACAACAGACAUGAAAUGGAAAAGACACUACAAACUGCCCCUACUUCAAGUCUGAUCUUUACAGGAGCUAUACUUUGCUGUUCUGUGAUUGUAUCCACCUACCUAAGAAACAAGUCAAGACAGAACAUAUCAUUUAUCAAACGAUGAAUUUUUCAUUCAUUAAAUGACAAAUUUUUGCUAGACAUUUUACUUAUUAAGUAUUUUGACUACAUGGAUUAAUUUAAAUGAUUCUAUUAGGCACUCUGAUAUUUAACAACUGUUAAAAUAUUUAUACAAAAUAAAAGUAAAUUGGUACAAAUUUUUAAGCAACUCUAUUUUUAUAGAAAAGGAUUAGGGACAACCUGUAACUAUCAAGAUGUUCUUUGAAUGUGUAGUAGACUGGAAAAUAAAAAUUCUUACAAAAUUUUGAAAAUGAAGGAAAAUCAAAUAAAUAGUAUGCAAGAUCAUAAAUUCUGCAUUAGAUAUUUUCUUUGGGAGAAUUUAAAAAUUACAAGCUUGAGUUUAUAGAGUUUGCAUUCUUGUGUCUAAAAUCUUUUUAAUAAGUAUUGUUUGCAUUUGUUUAAAACUCAAAAUGGAGUUAUGUAUGAGUGCAAAGAAAUUAACUCCUGCUUUAAUUGUGUCCUGAUAUGUUGUAGUAAGUUGAAAUGUAAUUUUUAUUCCAACUGUUUGAUUUUACUUCAAGGAUUAGCCCUAUGUUAAGAGAAAUAAUAAUGUCUUCACCAUUCCUAAGGGUGACUCAUAUACUGUGGAGGACCCAGUACUGUUAUAAAGGCCUAGUUUUAAAAACUGCCUAGUUUAUAGGUAUUUGAAUCAAAUUCUUUUCUAAAUUUUAAUAAUCUAUUUGACUCAAAUCAAGUUUUUGCUGUAGUAUCAGUUUUUAAAUUGUACACUUUCUCUGAGGUGCAUUGGGCAUAUGGAACAUGGUUCUUCACCGGUGUGAAGAGCCAGCUUUGCUGUCGGUUACACCAUUUGUUACCAGGUGUUUAGAAAUAUUUUUCUCAUGGAGAUAUAUAGGGGAAAGUAUGCUGUAAUAUUCAUGUUUGUUCUGUUUCAUUUUUAAAGGAAAUAAACAUGUUCCAAAAGACA